AUGGAAACAGUAAUAGGUGACACAAAAGAAGUGACUUGUAUGGAUGAGGAUGACUUGCAAACUAUGAAAGUCAUUCAAGAACAGUUUUUAGCUGUUGAUGCUGAAGAGAUCAAGGAAAUCAGCGAGCAUUCCAAGCAGGUGAAAUUCAAAGCAGAUAUUGUAUGGAGGAAUGUUGCACUGUUCGCUGCUCUCCAUAUAGCUUCUCUGGUUGGCCUUUACCAAUUAAUUUUUCUCUGCAAGUGGCGGACAAUGAUUUGGUAUUGUUCUUGCUGGCUUAUGGGAGUUUUUGGUAUAACAGCUGGAGCACAUCGUCUUUGGUCACAUCGUAGUUAUAAAGCUAAAUGGCCUGCUCGACUUUUUUUAGUGUUUUGUAAUAGUAUGGCUUUUCAGAAUGAUGUUAUUGAAUGGUCUCGUGAUCAUCGAUGCCAUCACAAAUGGACAGAUACAGAUGCCGAUCCUCACAAUACAACCAGAGGAAUGUUUUUUGCUCAUAUGGGGUGGUUAAUGGUCCGAAAGCAUCCAGAAGUUAAAAGAAAGGGUUCUCAAUUAGAUCUAAGCGACCUUUUCAAGGAUCCUAUGCUGGCAUUUCAACGAAGGCAUUACUUGAAAACUGUAUUUUUUGCGUGGUUUAUUGUUCCGACGUUUGUACCGAUGUAUUUUUGGAGUGAAUCAUUCAUGAUUGCUUUUUAUACUUGCACAUUGUUAAGGUACUGUUCUACCUUGCAUGGUACGUGGCUGAUCAAUUCAGCUGCCCAUAAAUAUGGCUUCAGACCUUAUAAUCCUCAUAUAUCACCUGUUGAGUCAUUAUGGCUAGCAGUCACUGCCAUGGGUGAAGGUGGCCAUAACUAUCACCAUACAUUUCCGCAAGAUUAUCGAACGUCGGAAUAUGUGCUGCACUUUAAUAUCACAAAACUGUUUAUCGAUAUAUUAGUUUUCUUAGGAUUGGCUUACGAUAUGAAAGUUGUCCCACAGGAGAUCAUUGAGCGACAAAAGGCGAAAUACGCUGUGAAGAGGAAUUGA
This is a messenger RNA of Thelazia callipaeda (thelaziosis nematode), 1020 nucleotides long. Lineage: Eukaryota; Metazoa; Nematoda; Chromadorea; Rhabditida; Thelaziidae. The record is from the annotation of a GenBank genome assembly.